CAGUAUUUGAGUGUUGCUGCAUCAAUCCUUGCUCUCACUUUCUUCCUUCCAAGUCAGGCUCAACAUGGCUCUGUGGACAUUAGUCCUCCUUGACCCAAUCUCAGUUUUCUUGCUGCUUGCGCUGAUCUUCCUAACGACAUUCUGGUUUCUGAGCAGCAGCCAUGGGAAAUCACCUCUGCCCCUGCCUCCAGGUCCUCGUCCACUCCCAGUCAUUGGCAAUUUGCAUUUGAUAGAUAUCAAAAGACAAGAUUUAUCAUAUAUGAAGCUUUCAGAAAAAUAUGGCCCCGUCUUCACGGUCCAUUUAGGUUUCCAGAGGUUUUUGGUGCUGACUGGCUACGAGGCUGUGAAAGAGGCGCUUACGAGCAAAGGCAAUGAAUUCAUAAACAGGCCUCCACUCCCAAUAUUCCGGCAGAUGCAGAAUGGGCACGGUAUAAUUUUUGCUGAUGGGGAACUUUGGAAAGCCACACGUCAAUUCAGCUUGUCGAGCUUGCGGGAUCUCGGGAUGGGCAAAAAACGGAUAGAAGGAAAGAUUCAAGAAGAGCUGCCAUUCCUGAUUGAGCUGAUCGAGUCUUUUAAAGGUGAACCUUUUCCACUAAAGAAAUUAAAUUUAGCUCCAGCAAACGUCACCUAUGGCAUGGUGUUUGGAGACAGGUUUGACUAUGCCGACGAGACUUUUCUCAGUCUGUUAAAACACAUUAAUGAUGUGGUGGUCCUCCUGGGAGAACCACAGCUGCAGCUAUAUAAUGUCUACCCGUUCCUUGGAUUCCUUUUAAAACCCCACAAGAUGAUCUUGGACACAAUGGAAAAGACCCGUGUCAUUCUGAGGGAAUACCUUGCAGCAGGCAAGCAGCGUAUCAAUGAGAACCUCUUACAAAACUACUACGACUAUAUGCUAACCAAGCAACAGUCAGAGGAAAGGAGCAAAGACGGGAACUUAUUCCAUGAUGCCAACAUUGUGGCAGCAGUCUUUGACCUGGUCCUAGCUGGGACAGAGACCACAGGCACCACACUGCAGUGGGCAUUCCUGCUGAUGAUGAAAUACCCCAAUAUUCAACGGCAGGCACGAGAGGAAAUCGAAAGGGUCAUUGGGCUGGAACGUCUGCCCACCUCUGAAGACAGGAAGCAGAUGCCCUUCGUCAACGCCAUCGUCCACGAGGUGCAGAGGUUUGCCAGUAUCCUGCAGCAGUUCCCGCGAUGCACCGCUGUGGACACUUGCUUCCGCGGCUACUUCAUUCUCAAGGGCACACCCGUGAUCCCCUCUCUCACCUCCGUGCUGUAUGACAAGACCCAGUGGGAAACGCCCACCCAGUUUAACCCCAACCACUUUCUGGAUGCCGAGGGGAACUUUGUGAUGAGGGACGCCUUUUUGCCCUUCACUAUAGGCCGUAGGAAUUGUCCCGGAGAAAGCCUGGCCAAGAUGAAGAUCUUCUUGUUCUUUGUUGGGUUGCUCCAAAGGUUUACGUUUCGUCCUCCUCCUGGAACAACCAUUUCAGAUUUGGACCUCACCCCUGAAGUCACCUUCACACUGAGGCCCCAAGCUUACUCUACCUGUGCUGUGCACUAAAAGGAGAACAGCUUGUCCCA
Messenger RNA from Lacerta agilis (Sand lizard), 1584 nucleotides. Its product is annotated as cytochrome P450 2W1-like. Gene Ontology annotation, cellular component: intracellular membrane-bounded organelle; cytoplasm. The record is from RefSeq and is a predicted model, not a curated record. Gene Ontology annotation, molecular function: oxidoreductase activity, acting on paired donors, with incorporation or reduction of molecular oxygen, reduced flavin or flavoprotein as one donor, and incorporation of one atom of oxygen; iron ion binding; heme binding. Lineage: Eukaryota; Metazoa; Chordata; Lepidosauria; Squamata; Lacertidae. The coding region runs from base 65 to 1564 and encodes 499 amino acids. The transcript is spliced from 9 exons. Gene Ontology annotation, biological process: xenobiotic metabolic process.